Exophiala aquamarina CBS 119918 is the source of this 894-nucleotide messenger RNA. RefSeq lists its product as uncharacterized. The record is from RefSeq and is a predicted model, not a curated record. Lineage: Eukaryota; Fungi; Ascomycota; Eurotiomycetes; Chaetothyriales; Herpotrichiellaceae. Gene Ontology annotation, molecular function: oxidoreductase activity; FMN binding. The coding region runs from base 1 to 894 and encodes 297 amino acids. The transcript has 6 exons.
AUGGAGCAGCUCAUCGCCCCGACGCUUAUUGCCCUGAUCAAGCACUUGCCAAAGCCCUUGAAAAUCGGAGGCACCACGCUGCGAAACCGGUUUAGCAUGUCCUCGAUUUCUCGCAACCGGUCUGACAACACUUACCCUAACGUCCUCAAUGGAGAAUACUUCUACCAACGGGCUCUUGAAGAGGCGGGCUUCAUUUGUGCAGGGGGUGCCUUGAUCGAAGCCCAAGGCACAUCCAUGCGAGAAACGCCACAAAUCGACACCUAUGAGCACAUGCUGGCGUGGAAAAAGGGGGUCGAUAAAGUUCACCAAGUCCCUGGUGCCAUUCAAGCUCGGAUGGUGAUUGCUCCUGAUAGCGACGGCGUAUAUGAUCCAGAACCGGGACUUGCCAAGGCGUAUUCCACACCAACAGCAAUCGAAAACCCGAAAGAUAUUGUGGAGCAGUUCCGUAAGUCAGCAUUUCUGGCCAAGGAAGCUGGGUUCGAUGGCGUCGAACUGCAUGGAGCUAAUGGCUAUCUUGUUGCACAGUUUUUGGAUGACACUGUAAAUAUUCGGACUGACAGCUAUGGUGGUUCGGUAGAAAACAGGUUUGGGGCCCGAAUAAAGUCGGUAUCAAAUUAUCUCCCGCAUUGGGGCGUGGGCAUGUUCCUUGUCGAGAGACAGAUAGAACAGAUCACCUGCCUGAUCAAAGAGCUAGAUAAGCGCCCAUUGGCGUACAUCAAUCUCGUCAGAUAUCUUGAGUGGAUGGACAUGGAAGUCGAUGGCAAGAUGCGCGGUCCCGUGCACGACGUGUGGGCUACAUAUUGCCACCUAAUCAAAAAUGCGAAGUCGUUCUUGAACGGAGCAAUCUCACUUGUCGAAGCCGAAGAACUACUCCAGAAGGGACAGGCGACUUGA